Messenger RNA from Piliocolobus tephrosceles (Ugandan red Colobus), 2234 nucleotides. It is a transcript of the gene SLC16A11, whose product is annotated as solute carrier family 16 member 11. Gene Ontology annotation, biological process: monocarboxylic acid transport; transmembrane transport. The record is from RefSeq and is a predicted model, not a curated record. The coding region runs from base 381 to 1559 and encodes 392 amino acids. The transcript has 3 exons. Gene Ontology annotation, molecular function: monocarboxylic acid transmembrane transporter activity. NCBI's taxonomy places the organism in Eukaryota, Metazoa, Chordata, Mammalia, Primates, Cercopithecidae.
CCAAGUUGGGCUCCAUCGCUGCUCUCGCUCCCCUUCGGGGCCCCCGCCCGCCUGGGAAGCAGAGAGAAAGCCGGGCCCAGCCCUUCCUCGCCCUUCCCCUCACCGCACAGCCCGGAGAGGUCGGGUAAGGGGGAAGGAGUGAACGUGGGACGGGGAGCCCCGGGCCUGGGGGAUCUGGCUGUCCCCGUCCCGGUACCUCGCGCGGAGUUCCAGCCCUAGGCCUGGCUCCGGCUCCCUCUGCUCUGCGCCAUCGCGCUCGGGAUGACGGGCCCACCCCGGGGGAGCAGCCAGAGGCUGGAUCUCAGGGAUGCCAGCUCCCCAGCGGAAGCACAAGCGUGGAGGCUUCUCUCACAGGUGUUUGCCCACCCCCGCAGACGGCGAUGACCCCCCAGCCCGCUGGACCCCCAGACGGGGGCUGGGGCUGGGUGGUGGCGGCCGCAGCCUUCGCGGUGAACGGGCUGUCCUACGGGCUGCUGCGCUCGCUGGGCCUUGCCUUCCCUGACCUUGCCGAGCACUUUGACCGAAGCGCCCAGGACACUGCAUGGAUCAGCGCCCUGGCCCUGGCGGUGCAGCAGGCAGCCAGCCCCGUGGGCAGCGCCCUGAGCACGCGCUGGGGAGCCCGCCCGGUGGUGAUGGUUGGGGGCGUCCUCGCCUCGCUGGGCUUCGUCUUCUCGGCUUUCUCCCGCAGUCUGCUGCACCUCUACCUCGGCCUGGGCCUCCUCGCUGGCUCUGGUUGGGCCCUGGUGUUCGCCCCUGCCCUAGGCACCCUCUCGCGUUACUUCUCCCGCCGUCGAGUCUUGGCGGUGGGGCUGGCGCUCACCGGCAACGGGGCCUCCUCGCUGCUCCUGGCGCCAGCCUUGCAGCUUCUCCUGGAUACUUUCGGCUGGCGGGGCGCUCUGCUCCUCCUCGGCGCGAUCACCCUCCACCUCACCCCCUGUGGCGCCCUGCUGCUACCCCUGGCCCUUCCUGGCGACCCCCCAGCCCCACCGCUUAGUCCCUUAGCUGCCCUCGGCCUGGGUCUCUUCACACGCCGGGCCUUCUCAAUCUUUGCUCUAGGCACAGCCUUGGUUGGGGGCGGGUACUUCGUUCCUUACGUGCACUUGGCCCCCCACGCUUUAGACCGGGGCCUGGGGGGAUUCGGGGCAGCGCUGGUGGUGGCUGUGGCUGCGGUGGGCGAUGCGGGCGCCCGGCUGGUCUGCGGGUGGCUGGCAGACCAAGGCUGGGUGCCUCUCCCGCGGCUGCUGGCCAUAUUCGGGGCUCUGACUGGGCUGGGGCUGUGGGUGGUGGGACUGGUGCCCGUGGUGGGGGGCGAAGAGAGCUGGGGGGCUACCCUGCUGGCCGCCGCUGUGGCCUAUGGGCUGAGCGCGGGGAGUUACGCCCCGCUGGUUUUCGGUGUGCUCCCCGGGCUGGUGGGCAUCGGAGGCGUGGUGCAGGCCACGGGACUGGUGAUGAUGCUGAUGAGCCUCGGGGGGCUCCUGGGCCCUCCCCUGUCAGGUAAGGACCUGAGCUGGCAGAUCUGCCUACAACUAUCCUCUGCCCCUGGGGUGAGGGGCUUCUAAAUUCCCUUACCCAUCUCCUCAGGCUUCCUGAGGGAUGAGACAGGAGACUUCACCACCUCUUUCCUCGUGUCUGGCUCUUUGAUCCUCUCCGGCAGCUUCAUCUACAUAGGGUUGCCCAAGGCGCUGCCCUCCUGUGGUCCAGCCUCCCCUCCAGCCACGCCUCCCCCAGAGAGGGGGGAGCUGCUUCCGGCUCCCCAGGCAGUCUUGCUGUCCCCAGGAGGCCCUCGCUCCACUCUGGACACCACUUGUUGAUUAUUUUCUUGUUAGAGCCCCUCCCCCAAUAAAGAAUUUUUAUUGGGUUUUCCUGAAACCUCCAACUGUUCACCAAUCUAGGACCCUGAAAAUAUUCUCCUUAAGACAGCCAGAAAGGCCGGUUCAAAGGAACAGGAUCCCAAAAGGCCCUGGGUAUGAAGAAGGGGGACUGUCUAUCCAGGCAACCCAUUUCCCUUCACCCAAGUCCUGGCGGUAACAGGGAAUCUUUGCAAAGUUGUCUGGCAGCCAGUUUCAGUGUGUUGCUGGGGUUGGAGGUGGGUUGCUCGUGGGUACUAUCUGCCCCAUCUUCAUGUCCCUUACCCUAGUCCCCAGACCUCCCAGACUGACUCUUCCCUGCAUUUCAAUCUCCUUCUAUGAGCCUGAGGGAAAUACAAGAAUCCUAGGCUCAGACUUCAGUUCUAC